AUGGCUUCAACACUGCCUGGUAGCCACCAUUCGGCUCUAAUCAUUGCGGAAAAGGGCGCUCCUCACUCUCUCGUUAGCCGAGUGACUCCUCAACCCGGCCCUGGACAGAUACUUAUUGAAGUCAAAGCCAUUGCUCUGAAUCCAGUGGACGCUUUCCAAAGGGAUCACAGUGCUCUCAUUGCAACCUAUCCGACUGUACUAGGGUCCGACGUCGCUGGAAUUGUAGCAGGAGUUGGCCCAGAUAUCCUGUCGAGUACAUUUAAACUGGGCAGUAGAGUCGCCGCCUAUGCUUCGUCCUAUUUCCACGGAAGCCACGCGGACUACGGUUCAUUCCAGCAAUUCACGUUGGUUGCUGCAGAGAAAGUGACACCCCUGCCUGAUUCAUUGAGUUUUUGUGAGGCGUCUAUCUUGCCCAUGUCCGUCUCAGUAGCCAUGUCGGCAUGGUGGACUAUUGACAUGCCCCGGGAUACCAAGUACGCACCGCAGGACAAACGAGCAAUGCUAGUUUGGGGCGCAUCUACCAGUGUCGGAAGCGCUGCUGUGCAGACUGCCAAAUCCAUGGGCUUCCAUGUCUAUGCUACGUGCAGUCCUCGUCACCACGAAUAUAUAAGAGGGCUUGGUGCGGAUCGGGUAUUCGAUUACCAAUCUCCGAACGUGGUGUCGGCAAUCGUGGACAGCAUCAAGGAGGACAAGCUAUCACUAUACCAGUGCUUCCUGGGUCGAGGAGACCUCGAAACUAUCACCACCAUCCUCGAACAAGUGAGAGGUGACAAUGUCGCAAGAAUCGCUUCCGCCCCAAUUGUUCCACCAGACGCCAGGCAGGUAGACGGCGUCGUCGUCACUUUUGUCCAGACGCCAGCAGAUCCAGUCGAAGCCCGUGGUUAUUUCCGGUGGGUUUUCAAUGAGUGGCUCAAGGAGAAGCUUGCUACUGGGGAGUACGUUCCUAGUCCUCACUUGAAAAUUGUCGGUAAAGGGUUGGAAGACGUCGAUAGAGCGCUUGAUAAACUCAAUCAGGGUGUCAGCGGGAGCAAGUUGGUAGUUGAGCUUUGA
Messenger RNA from Talaromyces atroroseus, 1050 nucleotides. RefSeq lists its product as hypothetical. The coding region runs from base 1 to 1050 and encodes 349 amino acids. The transcript has a single exon. NCBI's taxonomy places the organism in Eukaryota, Fungi, Ascomycota, Eurotiomycetes, Eurotiales, Trichocomaceae. Gene Ontology annotation, molecular function: oxidoreductase activity, acting on NAD(P)H. The record is from RefSeq and is a predicted model, not a curated record.